AUGACGACGCAGGUAAUCAAACUGAACAACCUGGGUAUCGAGAUGAGCGGUCGCGAGGAUGAUUUACUCGCCUAUGAGGGGAAGGUGGAUGAACUAGAGGAUGAGCUGGACGACAUGCAGAAGGAAUUAGAGGCGAGAUCCGAGGCGAUUGCUGCGAGCAAGGCAGCUUGUGACGCCAAAGAUGAGGAGCUUGCGGCUUUGAGUAGUGACUUGGCGGCAUCGAACGAGGCCCUCGCCACUGUGAGAACCCAUCUAGAAGCAAAAGACAGAGCUAUCGCAGAGGCGGAAACCCGGGCGUCUUCUGAGGCCAAGGCCCUUAGAACAAGGUUGGAGAUUGAAGCUGCUGCUGAGGUAGUGGAAGAGUGUGGCCGCGGUUUCUUCCUUGCUAAAGCUUAG
This is a messenger RNA of Lotus japonicus, 396 nucleotides long. RefSeq lists its product as uncharacterized. The transcript has a single exon. The record is from RefSeq and is a predicted model, not a curated record. Lineage: Eukaryota; Viridiplantae; Streptophyta; Magnoliopsida; Fabales; Fabaceae. The coding region runs from base 1 to 396 and encodes 131 amino acids.